CUCUGGCGGCCGAGAGCGCGUCUCCGUCCGCCUUGCAAGUUAUAAACUCGAGGAAAACUGCACCUGCGAUGGUUGGAAAGUGACUCCGAGCAACAACUUUCUUUCUAUUCUUCCCUUCUUCCCCUAAAGUCAUGCGCGUGCUGCUCUGUCUGCUCUCCGCGCUGGUUGCACCCGGGGACGCGCAGGCGGCCGGAGACCGCUUCACUCCGACCGGACAGUCGCUGCAUAUCAAUGACGGGGACUUCGCCACCCGGGAUCACGCCAGGCGAGAGCCCCUUCAGCCCCGGCAACGAGCGCUCCACGCCUCGCCAGAUUCUGCUUUUGACCUAAAGGUCCAGGUCAACAACGCGCUGAGUCAUCGGUCCCUGAGCCAGGCGACGGUGGAGGUCUACGUCAACUACACCAGGACCAACGCGGCUCUUACUGGGGAGGACGGCGGUGUUUUGCUCCGUGUGCCUUUCCGAACUGGGAUGCCGAUCACGAUCGUGGCCGGCAAGGACGGCUACGUUUGCACACUGCUGCCUUGUAAAACCAACAGAAUGCCAAUCUUUUCGUCUGUGACCAUGUCACUACUCGGUCUGAAUCAGGGGAACAUCUGGCUCUUCGAUGAUUCGGUCCUGAUCACUGGCAAAACAUUUGAUGCUGCAUCGCGGCCUAUUGUCCAGUUUCCCAAGAGCCUUCUGAAUCUGACAGAUUGGAGAAAUGCCACCUCUGUUAAAGCCUUCCUGACCGUCCCCAAGCUGCCAUCAAAGGAGGACAGCUCCCUUCACACGAUGGGCAUCAUGAGCAGUGAAUCAGGCUAUGUCAGCGUGGAGUUGAGUCCCGUGGCGGCCGUCAGUGUGCAGCUUUUCUCCGGAGACACGGAGCUCCAUGUGCGCGGGCCCAUCCAGAUCCGCCUCAGCAUUCCAGACGGCUGUGGACUUCAGACUUCCAAUGUUGUUCCGGCAUGGUUCCUUAACCGCACCACAGGCGGAUGGAUGAGGAAGGGGCUCGGGACGGUGGCGUCAGUAGAAGGAAAACUGGUGUGGACGUUCACAGCUCCUCACCUCGGUUACUGGAUUGCAGCACCUUUGUCAUCCACCAGAGGUUUCUUUGGAAUUGCCAUCCCCAUCGACUUCAUCUCACGCCACUCAUCUCUGCUGAUGCUUGUCUUUGGAGGAAUGCUUGUUAUUGUCUCGUGUCUCCUGGCUGGGUUAUUGUUUAAUCGCAGACGUUCGCUCGGUGAAACUAAAACAAAGAUCCUACCAGCGAUGAAAAAAGACCAAACCACCUCAACAGGUGACGGGGAAGUCUUCGCUGCGUCUUCAGUGGCCUCCUCUCAUCUCCGGACCGGACUGAACCGGUCAUUCGCAGAGCGGGGGGACGAUCGGCAUAACGCGACUAUUGCUUCUUUCCACAACGGCGAUGUGACGGCCGACCCCGAUGCUGUGGCCAUCGGGGUGCACGGCAACGACCCGGAGCCAAACGCUGACCCGAGUCAUCCGAUGUGUCCGGAGAAUUUGUUUUUCUACGACCAGCAUGUUGCCGUUUUUCACGCCCCAGCGUUCUUCCACUCGGAGGGGCAGCCGGAGCAGCAUCGGGCCCCGAGUCGAGAUGGUCCAGAAAGCGAGGACCAGCUCGGGGUUCUCGAGGGCUCUCGGGCGGCAACUUUAACCGACGCACCCAGGGGUCACUUCGGCCUCACAGAGUCGGCCUCGGUCCCGGGGACAUUGAAUAAAAUCAGUGGCGGCGGACGACACUCCCUGCGUGCCCUCGCAGACCGUUCGAAAAUCCCCUCGGCUCAGCCUCCUCGGGCCUGGUUCGUGUCCCUGGAGGGCAAACCGGCAGCUGAGAUCCACUAGGCCGUGUCAGAGCAGCAGAGGCACCGCAGGCCCGUCGAGAGUUGAGAAACCAGCUUGGACUCGGGAGUGGAUAUGAGCGAACUGAACCAGGCGCCGGGAAGGAGGGCCGUGACGCUGGAGCGCAAAGCCACUUUUGUCAAAAGCGUUAAGCAUGCACCUCCACAGUAAAAGCCCUUUACACCUCCACAAUAAAAGCCCUUUACACCUCCACAGUAAAAGCCCAUAACACCUCCACAGUAAAAGCCCUUUACACCUCCACAGUAAAAGCCCAUAACACCUCCACAGUAAAAGCCCAUAACACCUCCACAAUAAAAGCCCUUUACACCUCCACAAUAAAAGCCCUUUACACCUCCACAGUAAAAGACCAUAACACCUCCACAAUAAAAGCCCUUUACACCUCCACAAUAAAAGCCCAUAACACCUCCACAGUAAAAGCCCAUAACACCUCCACAAUAAAAGCCCUUUACACCUCCACAAUAAAAGCCCUUUACACCUCCACAAUAAAAGCCCAUAACACCUCCACAGUAAAAGCCCAUAACACCUCCACAAUAAAAGCCCUUUACACCUCCACAGUAAAAGCCCAUAACACCUCUACAAUAAAAGCCCUUUACACCUUCACAGUAAAAGCCCAUAACACCUCCACAGUAAAAGCCCUUUACACCUCCACAAUAAAAGCCCUUUACACCUCCAUGCCUACAGCCCUCUGAGUACCCGUAACACGAGAUGUAUUUACCUUCCUUUUGCUUCAUCCUUUACAUCCACGUGAAGGCGUCAAUCCAAGUUGAGGACCAUUUCUAGCAUCUGGUUCCACACGGUUCCUCACAUCCUGUCCUUCCUCAGGCGGUUUUCACGAGAAACGUUGAACAUUUUGCAAAUUGUCUGCAUAGUUAGGUUGCAUAGUUGCAGUCGGCCGAUAUGUCGGCCUCCAACGUGUCAAAGACGGCAACGCGAUUGAGAUUAUUGAGGUCAAACACUUUCAUAACGACCACAUUUUUAUUCCAGCCCAGAUUAACGGACAGACUACCAGCUAACUGAACAUGACUGAAUGUUUGUUAUUCUUACGACAUGCCACCUGAUUUGUCUUUGUACAUAUUUGUUUGUGCAUGUUCUCAUGUAUAUAUUGUCAUGAAGUGAAUCAUUUUAUAAUAUUGUAAUAAUAAUACAAAUAAUAAAUGACCAAUGAUCUUG
Messenger RNA from Pseudoliparis swirei, 3029 nucleotides. Its product is annotated as protein FAM171B-like. Lineage: Eukaryota; Metazoa; Chordata; Actinopteri; Perciformes; Liparidae. The record is from RefSeq and is a predicted model, not a curated record. The coding region runs from base 132 to 1841 and encodes 569 amino acids. The transcript is spliced from 8 exons.